Messenger RNA from Cynara cardunculus var. scolymus (artichoke), 2788 nucleotides. RefSeq lists its product as uncharacterized. The transcript has 18 exons. The record is from RefSeq and is a predicted model, not a curated record. NCBI's taxonomy places the organism in Eukaryota, Viridiplantae, Streptophyta, Magnoliopsida, Asterales, Asteraceae. Bases 247 to 2082 code for a protein of 611 amino acids.
UUAAGAUUCAGAUUGAAACUUGAGGGACGAAAACUGUAAUUAGACACUUUUCAUAAUUGGCCAGUGCUGCUUGAAUGGUUUGAACAAGGUUUAUCCGAUCGUACUCGGAAGAUGUUCAAAGGUUUUGCUUGCUUUAACGUGUACCAUACUCGUACGCACAUCCAAUUGAUCAAACCCUAACCAAUGUCACUACAAUAAGGUCGGAUUUUGAAUUAUUCUCUCUGUAGCUGAAAGUGUUCGUGAACGAUGGUUGUGAUUCAAGUUCAGCUUCAAACCCACCCAUCGAAAUUCAAUGGCUUCUCUCAACACCCAUCUGUUUACAAUAUUCAAAGAUCAAAGAAGCUGUCUUUGCAAGCCAAAGCAAUCUCUUCAAGAACUCAGAGGAUAAUGGAGAGCAUUUCAGUAGGUGGGGAAGUUGGUGGAGCUGGAGGGGCAUACUCAUAUGAUGCUUUGAAGAGAUUGGAUAAUUUGUGGUCUAGUAUUUGUUCUGAUCAGAGAGUUGUUCAAGAACCCAAACAAGUUGUCUCAAAUACCCCUGGUUUGUUUAGCGAAUCUGAUAUUGCGGAGAAAGAAGUGGAUAAAUUUGAUGUGUUGGUUUGUGGGGGUACUUUAGGGAUCUUCGUUGCCACGGCCUUAAGUUUGAAAGGCCUUCGAGUAGGAAUUGUGGAAAGGAACCAACUGAAAGGGAGAGAACAAGAGUGGAAUAUAUCAAGGAAAGAGCUCUUGGAACUUGUUGAAGUUGGCAUCUUAACAGAAGAUGAAAUUGAGCUGACAACAACUUCAGUGUUUAAUCCUAACAGAUGUGGAUUUGAGAGGAAGGGAGAGAUAUGGGUUGAAAACAUUCUUAACCUUGGUGUUUCGCCUGCCAAGCUUAUAGAUAUUAUGAGAGAGCGAUUCAAUUCGCUUGGAGGGACGAUCUUUGAGGGUUGCAGCGUAUCUAGCAUAGACGUUUAUCAGGAUAUAGCAGUACUGCAACUAACAGAGGGAAAGAUCUUGUCAGCUUGUCUCAUAAUAGAUGCAAUGGGGAAUUUUUCGCCUGUUCUCAAACAGAUUAGAGGAGGCAAGAAGCCCGAUGGCAUUUGCCUUGUCGUUGGUUCUUGUUGUUGUGGUUUCAAGGAAAAUUCCAGCAGUGAUGUCAUAUUCAGUAGUGCUGAAGCGAAGCCGGUUGGCAACUCAGAAGCACAAUACUUUUGGGAGGCAUUUCCUGCUGGUUCUGGACCGUUGGAUCGAACUACAUACAUGUUCACUUAUGUUGAACCACAACCUAGUAGCCCAAAACUGGAAGAAUUGCUAGAGGAUUACUGGGAUCUGAUGCCUAAGUAUCAGGAAGUCACUUUGGAUGAGUUAGAGAUCCUAAGAGUUAUAUACGGCAUUUUCCCUACGUAUCGUGACAGUCCGUUGCCAGCAGCUUUCAAUCGUGUUCUACAGUUCGGUGAUGCCAGUGGCAUACAAUCUCCAGUUUCCUUUGGUGGUUUCGGGAGCUUGACCAGGCACCUCGGAAGACUAACAAACGGAAUACAUGAAGCAAUCAGUGCAAAUCUCCUGGAUUCAGACAAUUUGUCAUUGUUGAAUCCAUACAUGCCAAACCUGAGUGCAUCUUGGUUAUUCCAAAGAGCCAUGUCUGCAAGAAAACAAGCCGGGGUCUCACCGGAUUUCAUCAACGAGCUUCUCUAUGCCAAUUUCCAGAGCAUGCAGAGGCUAGGGGAUCCCGUGCUAAGACCAUUUCUUCAGGAUGUCAUACAAUUUGGACCUCUCGUGAAGACGUUAGGCCUGGUUAUGCUCACAAAACCUCAAAUCCUUCCUUCAAUAUUUAAGCAGGUUGGCUUCCCGGUGCUAAUAGAUUGGCUAGGACAUUUCUCACUGUUGGGUUCUUAUACGUUUCUUUCCAUAUUCAUCGACCCAUUAAUAAGGCCCAUGAUCGAUACGUUUCCAACUGAGACGAAGUACAAAUGGAAGAGACAACUUGAGGCAUGGAAAUAUGGAUCCGGUCUAGAUUACAAAUUCGAAAGUGAAGACACGACCAAAGAGUACGUUGGACAAAAACCAUUAGAAUCAAAGAUCGGAAGCCAAAAUACUAUCUGAAGCUAUCUUCUAGCUCGAAAUCCGGAUUAGCAGCUAAUCUCUGGUAUUAAAAGUGUAAAAUAUAUGUUUAAUACAUCCAAUUUUUGCUUUCUAGUAAAAUGAAAACAUGUAAUACAACAAAUUGACUAAAUUACUUAUUCAUUAUUACUCGUAUACAACAACUAUAAUAGAUAGAUAGAUAGACAGAGAAACACACGAAAGAUCAUGUGAGAAUAGGAGUUAAAGUAAGAAGAGUAAGAAGGGAUCUAGACCCUCGAUCAGUUUUAAUCUCACCCCACCCCAUGAAUUGCGCUUGACAUGGGAAUUGAUCUGGUGCAUCUCGAUGCACCGCAUUAGUGUUGAUCUUCAAUUACGAUUAAUCCAAAGGUGGAGAUCUCUUCUUACCCUUCUCACCAUAACUUUCAUCCUCACUGAAACCCUAUAUAUGUAGAGGGAAGGAUCAUGUGAGAAGUUGAUCAAUUUAAGAGAAGGCAAGAAGUUCCGAUAUCGUACAUGAUCACGUGAUGCAAGCACGUCCAAGAGGGACGCAAGUAGCUUGGUGAACACGACCUUUUGAUCGCCCGCUGUAUGCCGGUCAAUGCAACAUGUGUUUAAUCAUAUAUGAUUACGUACUCGUAUCACAUGUAAUCAUGUAUGAUCUUGGAACUUUUUACCUUCUUAAAGAUUGACCAUCUUCUCGUUUGAACUUGACAUACAUAUAUAUACA